AUCAUUUAUUUUCCUCCCAUGACCACGGGAGACGUUGCCUUCUCCCUCGCUUCCCCUUCUCUGAAGCUGAGCUCUGCUCCACGCUUAAAACUUUAUUUAAUGGACACUUAAGUCCUGCUCCAUCCUUCAACCUCUACAAGAAUCGAUGAACAUGGCGGCCGCUUCAAGGCGCUUACUGUUUGGCACUUCCGUUUUCCGUAUUCACAGAAACGCCUCUCCAGUUUCAUCCUUUAUCUCCAAUACUCUCAUCAACAUCCGCGCUUACCCUUCCAUUCCUCUCUCUCUCCGAUUCACCCAGGCACAUCCUUCUCAAAGACCACUCUUCCAUGGCUAUAGCUCAUCCGCCGCCGUCGAUAACCUCUCCGACAAUGGCGAAGUCGCAAGUUCUCACCCCUGGCCCGAAUGGGUGACCUUUAUCGAUCGUUUGAAGAGUAAAGGCUACUUCGAUGAAUCCUCUCCUGCGGCGGUCGACGAUGAGGCCGAGGUUGGAGGUAGUGACUGUGUUACCGCUGUCACUGGUUACACCAGCAAGGACUUGAACCGCUUGAGAAAUGCUUGUCUGAGCUUUGCGCGCGAUCGGUUUGACAUUUUCAAAUCAUUGUCUACAGAUGACAUUCAAACUAUUGUUGAGCGUGGAUGUCCAAGCCUGUUUCGGAAAGCUGUUAAUUCAGCCAAAAGGUUGAGAGCAUUUGUUAGACUUGAUGAAGGAGAUGUGUGUAGUGCAUGUAAUUUGAGAGGAUCAUGUGAUAGAGCUUAUGUGAUACUAAAACAAUCUGAAGCUGCCGCCCGUACUGUGGAUAUUGUGCGUAUGUUGUUGAUUUAUGCACUUGAUCCACUUGUCGUUUCUGGAGGAGAGAGACCUCAUGGUAGAGAGAAAAUUGAAGCAUCUGCUCGCAAACUGCUUUCUGAACUGACCGAACUGAGUGAAACAUCCCCUGAUCCAGACCUUCCAAAACCAGCAUUGAAGCCUUCUAACCGAAAGGAACAAUCUGAAAAUGAUAUGGAUAACACACAGUAUCAAAAUGUUGAAAUGAAGAGAGGGGAUUGGAUUUGUUCCAAGUGUAAUUUCAUGAACUUUGCUAGAAACGUGAGAUGCCUAAAGUGCAGGGAAGAUGGGCCAAAGAGAGUUAGUGUUGAUGAUGUUGAAAUGAAGAAAGGGGACUGGAACUGCCCAAAGUGUGGAUUCAUGAAUUUUGCUCGCAAUAUGAAGUGCCUGCGGUGCCAAGAGUCACGGCCCAAAAGACAGCUAAAUCCAGGGGAGUGGGAAUGCCCCUCAUGUGAUUUCUUGAACUACAGGAGGAAUAUGGUCUGCCUGAAGUGCAAGUGCGAUCGUCCAAAGGAUGAGGGGAUGCAGUACGAGGAUCAAAUAUGGAAAAGGCCACGCCAAGUAGCUUCUUAAACCAUCUAGGGCCUGUAGAUAUGUGUGCCUGAAUGAUGAUGGAAAGUGGAGUAUAUCAUAACACUAUCUUUUUGGUUGAACUUGUGUUCAACAAGGAGGAAAAAAUGAUUAUCAUUAGAAAGAAAAGAGAGAAAAAGAUACCACAUGUGUUGAUGAUACAGACUGCAAUGUCCAUAAUUAAGCUUGCUUUCGUUGUCCUUGGAAUUCCCCAUUUGAAAUUGGAAGUUAUUCAGGUUGUUAGAGCUACAUUCUUAUCCAUAGCCAGGAUUAUAUUUUUUCUCAGUUGGCUUCAUAUAUGAGCUGGUUUUUGUUUU
Molecule: messenger RNA, 1713 nt
Organism: Nelumbo nucifera (sacred lotus)
Lineage: Eukaryota; Viridiplantae; Streptophyta; Magnoliopsida; Proteales; Nelumbonaceae
Product: zinc finger (Ran-binding) family protein
Cellular component (GO): cytoplasm
Molecular function (GO): mRNA binding
Source: RefSeq, a predicted model, not a curated record